Arabidopsis lyrata subsp. lyrata is the source of this 1131-nucleotide messenger RNA. Its product is annotated as YDG domain-containing protein At5g47160. The transcript has a single exon. The record is from RefSeq and is a predicted model, not a curated record. Lineage: Eukaryota; Viridiplantae; Streptophyta; Magnoliopsida; Brassicales; Brassicaceae. The coding region runs from base 1 to 1131 and encodes 376 amino acids.
AUGGGUCAGGGAAGUGGGAUUGGUUGUGAUGAUGUAACUUUUGCAGUCACAUAUGAGACAGGAAAGGGUCUGAUGGGACAAAGAAGUGGGAUUGAUAGUGAUGCUCUAACAGUUGUCGUCACAAGUGAUACAAGACAUAAUCUGAUGGGUUCUAAAGAUAACAGAAGUGAUCGGAAUUACCAGAGACCUAAAGAAGAUGAAACACUUAAGUUUCUUAUGAAGAAAGCUGGCUUUGGCUCCAAUGUUGCAAUUCAUGGUACUAUUGUUAGUGGAUUGGUUGCUUCAGCCAAUAGGAGGGUUCCUCCGUCUUUUGGAAGUAAAGUUAAACCUCUAAGUUUAGAGGAAUCUAUCAAAUUGUUUGCAUCCCAGAGCAAAAAAAGAUGGUACUCAAAUUCAUCCCAAGGGAAGUUUUUGCAUGUGAAGAAACAAAGAGAUGAAAGAAAAACAAAUGAGUUUGGCCUCCUCCCAAUAAUGCGACAUAACCAGAUUCCUGACGUGCGUACCCCUCGUAAGAAGGUUCUCAACGUGCUGCACCAUUUCAGAAUGGUCUUUGAAGAGUUGGACAGAAAUAAGGCGGCACGUUGUGUCAAGAGUCAAACAGAUCGAGAUACACGGGAUAUACUCAUAAGAGACGGUAAACAAGUUAAUGGUGAAAAGAGGAUUGGUGUAGUCCAUGGAGUUGAAGUUGGUGAUAAUUUUAAAUACAAAUCACAACUCAGCAUAAUCGGUCUCCACUUCAACAUGUUAGGGGGUAUCGACUAUAUGAACAAAGAAGGCUUGGACUUAGCUACAAGCAUUGUAAUAUCGCAAGGUGCUGCUUACAACGAUAUAUGCAACGCUAAUAUGGUGGUUUACUGUGGCGAAGGACAUUACUUAAAGAGAAAGAAUCUGAAGCCAGCAGAAGACCAAAAAAUGACAAGGGGUAAUCUCGCUUUAACUAAUAGCAUGAGGGCAAAAAAUCAAGUGAGACUGAUAAUUGGCAGGAAGAAGAUGAACGUGAAGAAAUAUGUUUAUGCAGGAUUGUAUUUGGUUCAUGAAUUCUGGAACGAGAAAGGACCCCUAGGAAUUGAAGUCUUCAAGUUUAAACUUCUUAGACUUCCUGGUCAAACUUCUAUCCAUUUGAAUUAUUAA